Molecule: messenger RNA, 913 nt
Organism: Racocetra persica
Lineage: Eukaryota; Fungi; Glomeromycota; Glomeromycetes; Diversisporales; Gigasporaceae
Source: the annotation of a GenBank genome assembly
UAUCUCUAUUACCCUCUGCUGCUGAAAUUGUUUCAUUAGUUGUUGGUAACGACCCAUCCGUUCAACUUGUCGGGAGAAGCCAUGAAGAUGAUUAUCCUCCCUUUGUGACUUCCUUACCGAUUCUUACUGCACCAAAAACUAAAUUUACCACGUCCGCCGAUGUUGAUGCGCAAGUAUCCAGGUUUCUCGCUGAAGGAAAUAGCCUUUAUAUCUUGGAUACUGUUUUAUUGAAAAACUUAAGACCAGAUAUUGUUAUAACGCAGGAUCUAUGCAAUGUUUGUUCUAUUGAUCUAGUUACAGUACAGCGCGUUGCAAAGCAAAUUGAUCCAGAACCUACUAUUGUGACGCUAAAUCCUUUGUCUAUAGAGGACGUUAUAUCAUCAAUUUCUGAUAUUGGAAAAGCAUUAGGGAUGAUUGAGGAAUCAUCCAAAGCGAUAUCAAUGCUUAGAUCACGCAUUAAUCGUGCACGGGAUCUAGCUAACCAAAGUAUUGCAUCAGGUAGAAAGCGCUCAAAAGUGGCAUUUUUUGAAUGGACAUCGCCUAUAUACCUUGGUGGUCAUUGGACUCCGCAAUUGAUUCAUUGCAAAGAUGGCAACACCGCUGAGAUGGGUGCGCCACCUUCGGUUCGUGUUCCUCCAGAGGACAUCAUACGUGAAAAACCUGAGAUUCUUAUAGUCUGUCCGUGCGGGCUUAGUCUUGAUGAUACUAGAAGAGAGUAUGAAGAAACAUUGUUGCCUUCAGAUUGGUGGUCUCCACUUGCUAAAUAUGCUUCUAAAAUAGCACUAGUGGACGGAAGUCAGAUGUUUAAUCGUUCAGGACCUCGCUUAGUCGACGCACUUGAAUGGUUGGUUGGAUAUAUUAACGAUAUUCCAGAAGUAAUUCCUGAAAAUUUUCCCUGGAAAAAUUUGAAGUC